Messenger RNA from Gigantopelta aegis, 1110 nucleotides. RefSeq names its product anaphase-promoting complex subunit 11-like. Gene Ontology annotation, molecular function: cullin family protein binding; ubiquitin protein ligase activity; zinc ion binding. Gene Ontology annotation, cellular component: anaphase-promoting complex; nucleus. NCBI's taxonomy places the organism in Eukaryota, Metazoa, Mollusca, Gastropoda, Neomphalida, Peltospiridae. The record is from RefSeq and is a predicted model, not a curated record. Gene Ontology annotation, biological process: positive regulation of mitotic metaphase/anaphase transition; protein ubiquitination; anaphase-promoting complex-dependent catabolic process.
AAUUGUUGGUGUUUCCAGUGUCAUGGUGGAAAUCACACAUGACAAUUUAAAACUGAUCAAGAAUAAUUUGUUACGCUAAAUUACGAUAAUAAGCGAUGGUUGUACAUCAGUCAACGUUUAUGAACUGAAAAUUAUGAAAGUAAAAAUUAAAAGCUGGACCGCUGUUGCUACCUGGCGAUGGCUUGCUAAUGACGAGAACUGCGGGAUUUGUAGAAUGACGUUUGAUGGCUGCUGUCCUGACUGCAAGCUCCCCGGAGACGACUGUCCACUAGUAUGGGGUCAGUGUUCACACUGUUUUCACAUCCACUUAUUGUGAAGUGGCUCAACUCUCAGCAAGUACAGCAACUCUGUCCCAUGUGUCGGCAGGAAUGGAAGUUCAAGGAAUGAAGUCACUCGUUUGUGGCUUGCUUUUGUUCGUACGGGAAAGGAAAGCGGACAGAUUGAUAGUAGAUUUACACAAACAGGCCAAGAUUUCGUGGAUUUAUAGAUUUACUGCAUGGAUUAAUGAAAUAUUCCGUGGAUAUCUCAUUAAAACUAAGGUGGACGGCUAUUCAGAAAACAUUUUAACACAAUGUUUGCAAAAAACAUGAAGAACUUCAAAAUUCAGACAAAACAGAUUGUCGACAUCACAUUCUUCUUCAUUUGAUGGCUCUGGCAGAGUUCACUUUCGGGCUCGAAAUUAAGAAUUUUUUUCUCUUUAUUAUCUUGGGUGAAAUGCCCAGACGGCAAUUUUUUAUAAAAUGACUUUUUGCAGCAAAUAAACAUGACUGAAAAGUUAUUUGGUGUAUAUAGACCUAUUUCAAAUGUACACGUUAUACACUGGCAGAUAGUGUACACCAGGUGUAUACAUUGUGAACUGGUUAAGAAGCUUUACCGAUGGUGAUGCUCCCAACGGUAAUUUAUAUGUCAACGACCGCAAUUGUAAGCAGUGUCGUCGUUAAGUUCGAGCCUGCACUGUCAACAGAUGCCUUGUUUGUGGUUACAUUUGGAAGUAAUUUAUUUAUCAUUUGUGCAAUAUAUAUUUUUAUAUUUUAUCUACCACAUUGUGAAAGGUAGCAUGUACAAGUGUUACCAACAUGAUUCAAAAUAAAGAUUACAUUGCAAAUGGGA